Molecule: messenger RNA, 1287 nt
Organism: Trypanosoma conorhini
Lineage: Eukaryota; Euglenozoa; Kinetoplastea; Trypanosomatida; Trypanosomatidae
Exons: 1
Coding region: 1-1287 (428 amino acids)
Biological process (GO): nucleocytoplasmic transport; activation of GTPase activity
Cellular component (GO): cytosol; perinuclear region of cytoplasm; nucleus
Molecular function (GO): small GTPase binding; GTPase activator activity
Source: RefSeq, a predicted model, not a curated record
AUGGGCAAGAAGGAGAAGGUCCCCCCGCCCGGGACCAGCAAGGACCCGACGACAAAUUUCUACACGAGAAGGAAGUGGCGGGCGCUGCUUUUCCAGGCUGCUCUUGAGUUGCAGGGGAAGAGCAUCGUCCCCCGCGGUGCCCUGGUGAUUGGCACGGCUCUCAUGAAGAACAAGCACGUUGUUCGCCUAGAUCUCUCGCACAACAAUAUCGGUGAUGAGGGGGCCGUGACGAUGGCGGAGGUUCUGCGUAAAAAUGAAUCCAUUCAGUACUUGAAUCUGGCGCAGAACGGUAUCACGGACGUGGGCGGGAUAGCGCUGGCCAGCGCUUUCGUUCCCAAUGUAAACCCCAAUGGGCAGCCUGGGCAGUGGAACCGCACCUUGUUCAGCCUUGUCCUGGCGGGCAACGAUCUGGGCGAUGACACGCUGUUGGCCAUGAGCAAGGCGGCGGCGUGCCACCGUGACCUCGUCUCCGUCGACCUGAGUUGGAACCACGUUGGCCCGCUGGGGACAAAGUGUCUGCUGCGGUCGAUGCAGCGCAAUCCGCUGUGCGUCUACCACCUCAUGGCGAACAGGAUUGGCGACGCCGGCACCACGUACCUUUGCGAGGCGAUGCGCCGCUUCGCCGGGAAGGGAAUCACGUCACUCAACCUCUUCCGCAACGACGUUCGCCACAGAGGCUGCGAGGCGGUUGGGCAGCUGCUGGAAAACAACGAGUUCCUCCUUGACGUUAGUCUGCACAGCAACACGCUUGGGCUGAAGGGGAUGCAGGUGUUCCGCCAGCAUUUCACCGCCGCCCCUAACCGGGUGCGCUCACUCAAUAUAGCGAACUGCAUGCUGGGCGACGACGGCGCCUCCGAGGUAGCGGCGCUCAUCGCGGCAAACCCACCGGCGCUGGAGCGCCUGAACGUAGCGAGCAACGGCUUCUCCGACGACGGUGGAGUGGUCAUUGUCAAGGCGCUUUUAAAGAACACCGCCCUCAUUAUGGUGAGCUGCGCCGAUAACACCUUCGAUGCAAAAACUGUGGAUGCGACCGGGGAUCUCAUUGCCACCACGAAGACGCUGAAGCUGCUUGACUUCAGCAAGUCAAUUGAGUCCGUCGAGAUGCGGCGCACCCUCGCCUUUGCCGCCAGUGACACCGAUGGCAUUCGCAUCGAGGUGGGAGAGGUGCAGGAGGAGACCCUCGAGGACAUGCUGCAGCACAUCGCGGAGCAUAUGCAGAUGAUUUUGGACGCCGAGGCGGAAAAAGCAAAGAGCAAAAAGCCCAGGAAGAAGUCAAAGAAGGAGUGA